This is a messenger RNA of Aspergillus clavatus NRRL 1, 414 nucleotides long. RefSeq names its product ankyrin repeat domain-containing protein. NCBI's taxonomy places the organism in Eukaryota, Fungi, Ascomycota, Eurotiomycetes, Eurotiales, Aspergillaceae. The record is from RefSeq and is a predicted model, not a curated record. The transcript has a single exon. The coding region runs from base 1 to 414 and encodes 137 amino acids. Gene Ontology annotation, molecular function: protein binding.
AUGGCUGCCGUACCAACAUUUUUACGCCAGCCCGAACUUUACACAGUGGCAUGGAUCUGCGCGCUUCCCCUAGAGAUGGCAGCCGCCGAGGCGAUGCUGGAUGAAAAACAUCCGGAGCUUCCCACCAGCCCGGGCGAUGAUAUCGACGGGGAGGCACCACUAUGGUGGGCUGCAAGGAAUCGACAUGAGGCGCUUGUGAGAUCUUUGCUCAAUAAAGGUGCAAGGAUCGAUCCUGUGGAUAAGUUUGGUCUCUCGCCAUUAGCAUGGGCGGUUGAAAAAGGACACGAGCCGGUGGUAAAGCUGUUGGUUGACUUGGGUGCAGAUAUUCGGGCUGCUGAUAAGUCCGGGCAGACGCCCUUGUCUAGGGCUGUUGACAAGCAAACGCGAAGUUUGUUACUCAGAAAUGGGGCAUAA